AUGCAAAUGAGCUGGGUCAGUCAGGUCACUCGUCGUGGCACUUUUUCAUUGAACGCGGGCGAAACAAACACCACGUCAGAACAAAAUGGCCAUGUUUAGUGAAGGAAAACUUGUUUUCAUGGGACUAUGACAAGCUUCCCAUCCACAGGUUUGAAGCUUGCGGGGAAAAAGAGAAAGUGCCGUCUGACAUGAGAUUUCUGUAACCGCCAACGAUGCCUGUGAAUCGAGCUGCGAUAUUCCAGCUGACUCUGCUGUUGCUGAUUGUGCCCAUUCAGUACAUCAUCACUCAAUGGAAGCCAGUCAGCGACACGGAAAGAUCACACAACUUGCAGAAUUUAAUGGUGAAAAUAUCGUCAUGGAAAAACAAAGUCUUGUCCAUCAAGACGUGGAAGCAGUGUUACGAGAACGCUCUGAAGUAUGUCACAGGAAGCUUUGAGAAGUAUGCCUACCCAGACAUAGACGAAGACGACACGGACUUGGGGGAAUCGCCCGCUGUGGAGGUGCUGAGGUACAAGGACAAAACUGGACAUUUUGCAGCAUCAACUGAGCCCAGAAGUCCAAGGUCAAGAAAGGUCAAAUACCGUAUAGGUCAGGUGAUUCGUCACAAGACAUGGGGAUAUAGGGGCGUCAUCGUAGGCUGGGACGAAAGGGCUAAGGCUCCAGAAGACUGGAUUAAACAAAUGCACGGCAUUCACAAGCAUUGGCGCCACAUGCCCAGUUACUCGGUCCUAGUGGACACAAGGGAUAGGAUGGAGGUCCAAUCGACGUACGUCGUUGAGGAAAACAUAGAAAUUAUCAGAAAUACAAAGAUAGUGCACCCAGAAGUUCAGGACUACUUUGAAAAGUUUGACGGAACACGGUAUCUUGCGAGACCAUGGUUAAAGCAGAUAUACCCUCAUGAUCAGUGAUAUUAUUUUCAGUAAAACAAAGUUAAAUUUUUAUUUCUGAUAUUACUACAAUUUUUUUGCCUCGUAAACAGGAACUAUAACCUACAAGUUUUACCUUAAAAGUUGUAUUUAUUUCUCCGUCAUCAAAAAUUGUGUUUUUAAACCAAGACCAAUUUGUGUGAUAUUGUGAAUUGAGGGAUAAAUCACUUCUUUUAUGGCCCCUAUUUGUUAUUAGACACAGGCACAGUUUGAGGGCAGUGGUUUUGUGUUUUCCUGAUAAGCAUUUUUUGCAUUCUUUAUUUAAAAAUUAAAAAAAAAACACACACAGAACACCCUACCAUAUACCUGCAACGCAUAAGGUCCAUUCCUUAAGUGAGAAUAUUUUGGGAAUGAUUUGUAGGUCCAAUGUGCAGGGGUAGUAAUUUCUAAAAAUUUGAUUAAUUUGGGUUAAACCAAAAUUGUUCCCCCCCCCCCAAGUCAUUUGAUUGUUGAUUGUGUGCAUUGGAAACAUAUCUAGUAAAAUGUGCAAAAAUGUGUAUAUAUUUUUUAGUGAUUUUUGAAGAUAUUAAGCAAUAAAUCCUAUCACUACCAAUGCAUUCCGACAGCGAUGUGCUGCUGCCCGACAGUAAAUCUAUUAGUCUAUGGCCAGUGAUGGGCACACUUUAUGAACAGAUUUUUAAUCAUUGAUAAAGAACUGAAGAAAACGAUUUCUUUUGGACUAAUGGGGUUUUUUUUGGUGGAAUUUCAUCCGAAGACAUAUUGUGGUAAUGAACCCUUUUUUUUUGUUAAAGAAAAAAUUAAGAACUAUCACUGAAAAUAUUUAAACCAAAUGAACUUGUAGAUGACAAACUGGUGCUGCAAUUGUCUCUUUUUGGUAUGAACUAUUUUGAAUGUCCAUCAUAAUCAUGGUAGAUUUGAAAAUUUUUAUUUGGUCAACUUAUUUGUUCAAAUUUUCUGGAAAAUAUCAAUAAUGUCUUCAUAUUAUUUUGUUACCCCUUCUCAAAAAUUUCCCGUUGCAAGCUGGAAUAUAUUUCGCCCUUCAUUCAUUUAAAAUAUUUGGGUAUUAGAAUUUGUCCUUUGUGUGGAUUUUUUCCCCGGAGAUUUUUCUGAAUUUCAUGACAUUGGUUCAUACCAUAAUGAAGAUUUAAUUAGCUUUGAUGAUGUCAGAUAAUGUCAUGCAUAUUCAUGAACUGGUCAAGAUUCUAAAAUUAUUCAACCUUUGUACUUCUGUACUUCUCAAUGGAACUGCACUUUGCCAAACAAAUUUCAGAACAAAUUGUUUAAACACUUGUCCAUGAUCAUGGUGUUAAGAUAGAAUUUUCCCAUUUAUUACUAUUUUUUGAAAGAGUAUUACCACUCAAAGCAUGUAUUGAUUUACCUGAAUGUUUCUUUAGAGAGAUAUUGUUUCUCACUCCACUACAAAUUAGUAUUUCUCAAGAUUAUCCUUUCUGCAAACCUUGGAGAAAUAAACAUUGUUGCCUCUCCCAUAAGCAGCUGCAAUAUUAGUUUUCAGAACACCAAUAAUGGUAAAGAAUGGUUGCAAGGUUUCCUUCUGGAACACAGUGUACAUGUAUUUCAACUGAGACAUAGUUGCGCCUUUAUGUAAAUAUUAUAUUGUAAAAUGAAUAAAUUAUGCACACUUAAAAGAUAGACGAGGACCAUA
Messenger RNA from Patiria miniata (bat star), 2550 nucleotides. RefSeq names its product F-box only protein 21-like. Lineage: Eukaryota; Metazoa; Echinodermata; Asteroidea; Valvatida; Asterinidae. The record is from RefSeq and is a predicted model, not a curated record. Gene Ontology annotation, molecular function: DNA binding. The transcript has 7 exons. Bases 213 to 908 code for a protein of 231 amino acids.